AUGGUGGUGCCAGAGCAACAAGGCGAGAUAGGAUCACCAUUACAUUUCGAGCAACAACUCAACAAGAACCAUCCAUUCUCAUCGCUUGGAAGACAAUCCUCAAUAUACUCUCUGACCCUUGAUGAGUUCCAGCACACUCUAUGUGAGAGUGGCAAGAAUUUUGGAUCCAUGAACAUGGACGAGUUUCUCAGCAGCAUAUGGAGCGCAGAAGAGAACCAAGCCAUAAAUUCCAACAACAAUAACAAUAAUAACUAUAACAACAACAACAUCAAUAACUUGUCUCUAAGCGAAACUUCCACAGAGAAAGGAAUAAGGAAACAACCAAGCCUUUCUCGACAGGGAUCACUAACUAUUCCUGCACCUCUGUGUAGGAAAACAGUGGAUGAAGUCUGGUCUGAGAUACACAAAGGACAACAAUCUCAGCAGCAACAACAGCAACAGCAGAAUCAGAACAGCAACAACAAUGGUGCCAAUGGUGCCAAUGCAAAUGACAAUGGUCAGAGUCAGAAUACCGAAUCUGCCCCUCGCCAACCAACUUUUGGAGAGAUGACUUUGGAGGAUUUCUUGAUUAAAGCUGGGGUAGUUAGGGAACCAUGUGCAAUGACUGUCCAAGCUUCUCAUAAUUAUGCAAUGUACCCAAAUAACAACUCUACAAUGGGACCCUCUUUUGUUGGAGGUAAUAGGCCUGUGAUGGGGAUUGCUGGCGGUGCAGGAGGGAAUGUUGUUGUGCCGCCUUACGCGGUGGCUCAAGGAGGAGGUGGUGGUGGUGUAAUUGGGGAGUCUUCUAUGUAUGCUGGGAAUGUGAAAAGGGAUAGUGGAUAUGCGCCACAACCGCAGCCGCCGCCGGGGGUUGGUUUUGGAGGGAGGGUUGUUAAUGGAGGAGGUGGUUAUGCGGCCGUUGCGCCGACUAUAGGAAUGGCGGCGCCGGUGAGCCCGGCUUCAUCAGAUGGGAUAGGUACUAGUGAAAACUCUGCUGGUCAAUUUGGGAUGGAGAUGGGUGUGUUUAGAGGAAGAAAGAGGAUGUUAGAUGGUCCUGUGGAAAAGGUGGUGGAGAGAAGGCAGAGGAGGAUGAUCAAGAACAGAGAAUCAGCAGCCAGAUCCAGAGCCAGAAAACAGGCAUACACAGUUGAAUUAGAAGCAGAACUGAACCAAUUAAAAGAAGAGAAUGCCCAGCUUAAACAGGCUCUGGCUGAGCAGGAGAGGAGAAGAAAGCAACAGUAUUUAGAGGAAAUGAACGGGAGAGUUCAAACCAAUGCUCAGAAGACCAGAAAGAAAUUGAGAUCAUUGAGAAGGAACCUAAGUUGCCCUUUAUGA
Messenger RNA from Gastrolobium bilobum, 1314 nucleotides. Its product is annotated as protein ABSCISIC ACID-INSENSITIVE 5. Gene Ontology annotation, molecular function: DNA-binding transcription factor activity. Gene Ontology annotation, cellular component: nucleus. The record is from RefSeq and is a predicted model, not a curated record. The transcript has 4 exons. Bases 1 to 1314 code for a protein of 437 amino acids. Gene Ontology annotation, biological process: positive regulation of DNA-templated transcription. NCBI's taxonomy places the organism in Eukaryota, Viridiplantae, Streptophyta, Magnoliopsida, Fabales, Fabaceae.